Molecule: messenger RNA, 825 nt
Organism: Onthophagus taurus
Lineage: Eukaryota; Metazoa; Arthropoda; Insecta; Coleoptera; Scarabaeidae
Cellular component (GO): extracellular region
Molecular function (GO): chitin binding
Source: RefSeq, a predicted model, not a curated record
AGUACAUAUUGAUCCAGUAUCAAAAUGAUUGCAUCUUUAUUAAUACUAAAUAUUCUGGUGGUUGCCAGUUAUGGGCAAGGUUUAAAUAUCUGCCCACCACAUGGCACCCAUUACAUUCCACAUCCAAGGAUGUUUGGUAAAUUUCUUGAAUGCAGAGAAGGUAUUGGAUAUGAAAAGUCUUGUCCAGAAGGUCUUCUAUACAACGCCAAUAAUAAAUUUUGUUAUGAUCCCGAACACUUGAAAACCGCCUUUGUUUCUAUCCAUACUAAAGCUAUGAGUCGUCACUAUGAUUGUCCUGGAUGUCGCCCACAACCACCAUGUUCCAAUGGAAAUGGAUGUCACCAAAAACCACCUUGUUCCAAUGGAAAUGGAUGUCACCCAAAACCACCUUGUUCCAAUGGAAAUGGAUGUCACCCAAAACCAUCUUGUUCCAAUGGAAAUGGAUGUCACCCAAAACCACCUUGUGAAAAUGGAUGUAAUUCUUGUAAUAAUGAAUGUGGUCCUGUAAUUCCCCUUAAAUGUUCUGGAUAUCCUGGUUACCCUGGUUAUCCUGGUUAUGGUUUUCCAGUAGGAACAUGUCCAGUAUGUGAUGGCGUAUGCCAUGAAAAACUAGCGGAUUAUCAAGAUUGUACCGUUUACUAUGUAUGUGAUCAUGGAUGUGCAGUCUGGCAUCGUUGUCCUAAGGGAACGUACUUCAACAUUAAUUCAAAAGAAUGCGAACUCAACAAAUCUUGGAACGAAAGAAACACUAUAGCACAAUAGAUUAUGAUUAUAGUUAACUUCAUGUCGUACUAAGUUUUCCAUUAAUAUAAAUGUAAAAAGAGA